Linum tenue is the source of this 1426-nucleotide messenger RNA. Lineage: Eukaryota; Viridiplantae; Streptophyta; Magnoliopsida; Malpighiales; Linaceae. The record is from the annotation of a GenBank genome assembly.
AUGCACGUGAUUCGGGUCCAAGCACUGACCAAACUCAAUACACACGGCCCAACCAGCUCGAAGAACAGGUGGCUUUUUCUUUCGAACGCUUGUUUCUUUUCUUCUCCGAACAGAACCGAGAUCUCCGCACGGAUUAUUCUUUCCCUUGGACUCCCGUCGCCCGAACUAGGAACCGCCGGUGCUUACAGUCAGCUCCGUCGUCAAUCAUGUGCUUUAUCUUGUUGUGUUUCAUUUGGUGUAUAUAUAAGCUUGGGUGAAGCUUCGCAUGCAUCGUCACUCUGUGCAUCGCGAUAGCCACACAUUCUUAUCAUAUUAAGGCAUUAUGACCUUAACGGUGUGAUUCUUCUUGUUACAUCGCAGAUUCACUUUGUGUGUCUUAUUAGUCGCCAAGGCAAAGUCCGGUUGACAAAAUGGUAUUCAACUUACACACAGAAAGAAAGAUCCAAGGCCAUCCGUGAGCUUAGUGGGGUGAUUCUAAGUCGAGGGCCCAAGCUCUGCAAUUUUGUUGACUGGAAAGGAUAUAAAGUUGUUUACAAAAGAUAUGCUAGCCUUUACUUCUGCAUGUGCAUCGAUGACGAGGACAACGAGUUAGAGGCCCUUGAAGUUAUUCACCACUUCGUCGAGAUUUUGGACAGAUACUUUGGCAGUGUCUGUGAGCUGGAUUUGAUCUUUAACUUCCACAAGGCCUAUUACAUAUUGGACGAGCUUCUAAUCGCUGGCGAACUCCAGGAAUCAAGCAAGAAAACAGUCGCCAAGCUAAUCUCUGCACAGGACUCUCUGGUAGAGGUUGCGAAGGAGGAGGCAAGCUCCAUAAGCAACAUCAUUGCUCAGGCCACAAAGUAAGAGGCAUACUGAUGUGUCGUUUGUUUAAACUACUUUAAAGAAGUGGUUUGGUGUAAUUAGCUGAAUCCUAUACAUGCCCCUGUUUUUCGUGUUCUUUGACCAAACAUCUGUAGUACCUGCUGUGUAAAUCUGGUGCCUGCAUUUGAAGUACUGUUCCCCUUUAAUUUAGAGCUUCUUGUUUUACCUUGGACUUCAGUUUUCGACAAUCCAAAAGAGAAAAAAAAUGGUUGCUAUGGUGGUUCCCUCUCUUCAUGAUCAGUUCAAGCCUUCAAGGUUUAACCCAUUUCCUUGUUGGGAAAGAUAGUACCAUUUUGGUUGUGUAUCAAACACUACUGCAUAGUUAGCGAGUAAUGGUCGCUGAAAUUUUCUGCAUUUCUUUGGCAACCAUCUUGUGGUUCCGAAAGUAAAAAAAAAAAGAAAACAACUUUGUAAAUGGUCGCCAAAGGACUAUUUUCUGCCGCCGCUCCCACUGGUUGCAUUUGGUGAUUAUUUGGGAACAAAAUGGUCGCCGUGAAUUUCUGAGAGGUAUGAUACCCUGGUAUAGUAAAACCUUUAGCCACCACUUGUCUACUUUACUUUGCCA